Messenger RNA from Brassica napus (rape), 3236 nucleotides. Its product is annotated as flavone 3'-O-methyltransferase 1-like. The record is from RefSeq and is a predicted model, not a curated record. Gene Ontology annotation, molecular function: protein dimerization activity; S-adenosylmethionine-dependent methyltransferase activity; O-methyltransferase activity. Lineage: Eukaryota; Viridiplantae; Streptophyta; Magnoliopsida; Brassicales; Brassicaceae. Gene Ontology annotation, biological process: methylation. The transcript is spliced from 4 exons. The coding region runs from base 1227 to 2231 and encodes 334 amino acids.
GUAUAUAAAAAUGAAUAGUAUGAAUACUUAACCGUGGCCAAUAACACAUCUAAAGACUUGAUUCGAUGCAUUAUGAAAAAAUGAUGCUCUAAGCUAAAGUUUCUUUUCUUAUAAGGCAGGCACGGCACUGCUCAAAUGUAUAACAGUAUAAGGAUGAUAAUUAUAACAAUUUCAAUUUUAAAAUAUAACUUUAUGUACAUUCUUAUCUAGUUAAUUAUAAAGGAGAAGAAUAAAUUGAAUAUCAUAUUGAUUUGACCCCAAAAAAAAAGAGAUGAGAAAAACUGGAAGAUAAGUGGCUGAAGUUUUUCAGCUAUAUUUAGCUUUCUUAAUCCAUAAGCUAAUCCGUUUACAUCUAUCUACACAUACUCGAUCCGUAUUUGGUAUUAAUUCGCUAUAAACCUGGUAACUGAUUUGACUAUUAAUAUACACUUUGUAAGUCUCGGAAUUUAUUUUCGUUCAUAAAACCAAUGAACAAAUUUAAACGAGCUUUGAGAAAACCAUACAAGUAUAUAAGUAUGUUCUGUUCGUAUAUGCGAAUAACAAAUGUACCGAAUCAUAAGUUGUGAUUUUCAUGUCCACAGAAUGGAUGGACAACUCAUUUCUAGUUUCCAUUCAUUUUACGUUUUGGGUGCCAAAUGUAAUAGAUUACAUCUAUAUAAUGAUAUAUCCUUUAUUGAUAUAAUAUAAUGAAUGGUUAGUGAAUCUUUUGAUAGUGACAUAUCACUGAACACGGUAGUGGGUAGGACUUUAUAGUCUCCUAUCUACCAGUCUCUUGUCCACGGGUCUCCUGUCCACAGUGGCGGACCUAAGACUUUUUUUAAUCUGGGUCAGUGACAAAUUAAAUUUCAAAAAGUAAAAUAAAAUAGGGUAUUGAACCCGUUAACUCAUAUUUGAGGGGGUGCAACACUACCAUUUGAGGUGAGUAGACAUAAUUACCAUAGGCCACAAGAAACGUUUAAAUAUUUAACCUGGGUCAAUUGACACACCAUCUCAUAAAGUAGGUCCGCCUCUGCCUGUCCACCAGUCACUUGUCUACCAGUCUGCAUCCCAAGAUUCACCAGCACAACAUUCUCUCCUUAACUCCACCAUUCACACUUCCCCUGUCUCCUAAGUAUAUUUUUCACCCCUAUAAAUAAACCUCUUAACGUUCUACUUCUCAUCCAUCAAACAAUCCUCUCAAACCAGAGAAAAGAAAAACUAAAGCAUUCUAAGAAUCUUCAAGAAAAAUGGCGGAUACACAGAUAACUCCACAACAAGUAACCAACGACGACGAACAACUGGCUCUCUUCGCCAUGCAGCUAGCCAGCGCCUCCGUUCUUCCGAUGGUUUUAAAAACGGCGUUAGACCUUGAUCUUCUCGAGAUCAUGGCCAAGAAGUCUUCUCCGAUGUCUCCGAUUGAGAUAGCUUCUCAACUUUCGAUGAAAAACUCCAACGCUCCGGUCAUGCUCGACCGUAUUCUCCGUCUUCUGACGUCUUACUCCAUCCUCAUCUGCUCCGGCGGAGACGGCGUCGAGAGGACUUACGAGCUUGGUCCGGUUUGCAAGUAUUUGACUAAGAACGAAGACGGUGUCUCGAUUGCUGCUCUUUGUCUUAUGAACCAAGACGAGGUUCUCAUGCAAAGCUGGUACCAUUUGAAAGAUGCAAUUCUUAAUGAUGGGAUUCCAUUCAACAAGGUUCAUAAUGAAAUGACCUCUUUCGAUUACCACGAGACGGACCAUAAGUUCAACAUGGUCUUCAACAAUGGAAUGUCUAAUCAUUCAACCAUCACCAUGAAAAAGAUUCUCGAGACCUAUAAGGGUUUUGAGGAAUUGACGUCUUUGGUUGAUGUUGGUGGUGGCAUUGGUGCUACUCUCAAAGUGAUUCUCUCUAAAUACCCUAACCUUAAGGGCAUCAACUUUGAUCUCCUUCAUGUCAUCAAAAAUGCUACUCCCCAUGAUGAUACUUCAAUACAACACGUUGAAGGAGAUAUGUUUAAAAGUGUUCCUGAAGGUGAUGCAAUUUUCAUGAAGUGGAUAUGCCACGAUUGGAGCGACAACAAAUGCGUGCAACUCUUGCAGAACUGCUACAAGGCGCUUCAAGAGAAUGGAAAAGUGAUAUUAGCAGAGUGUCUACUUCCAGAGACAAUAGACACAACAAGCCUCUUGACCAAACAAAUUUCCAUGUCUAUUGCAUUAUGCUGGCUCACAAUCCUGGAGGUAAAGAACGGACCGAGAAAGAGUUCGAGGCAUUAGCUAAUAAAUCAGGCUUCAAAGGCAUCAAAGUUGUUUGCAACGCUUUUGGGGUUUACAUUAUCGAGUUGCUCAAGAAGAUCGACUAAAGUGUUUAAUUAGGGUUUACUAGCUAAGAGACUCAUGUAGAGUUUCAUUUAUCUGACUAAUUAAUAAAACUAUCUUAUUUGUGUGGAAAAUAAUUAUGUGUUUGAAGAAAAAUAAAAUAAAGUUUGAAUCGAAGUCAAUAAUCUUAUCUAGCUACACUGAUAAAAUCAACAUUCAAACUCCAUCGACGUGGACUAUGUUAGUUCAUCGACCAAACUAGUUUCACUGAAUCUUGAACUCAAACUUCUGUUACUACUAGAGUCUUCUAGCUUUCCUUCUCGUGUCCAGUUAUAUAUACUUAAAUUCACCAUUUCUUCUCGUCAAGAAAACAAACAUAUCUAGUUUCACAAAAGAUAAUAAGUGAUUUGAUCAAAGCAGCAAAAAACAAUUCAAGGAUGAUGAUGUCGAGAUUUAGCUCUGCGAGAACUCCGAUGAAAAGAAUAAGAAGAAGAUGACCCAACUAAUGAGGAUAGAUCCAGACCUCCACGGUGUUCGAAACUAUUCUUCCUUGUUGAUUGAUCAUUAACAAAAUAAAGAUUACUACUAUUUAUAAUUGAUAACUUGUGAAAAAAAUGUUUCUUUUGUCUCAUGAUUAACGAAGCAGUUUAUACUAAUUCUACAAACUUAUCUGGAAUGAUCAAAUAUUGAAAAUUGUGGCAAAUAAAUUUGAAGGCAAAAAAUAUUUAUUUUUCUAAAAGUGGCCAGAAUUAGGCCAUGUUAAUUGUUUUCAGUAAUGUUGAAAUCCCUUUUUAUAAGCUACACUUUUUGAGCUGUCUGUGUUAUUUUCCUUUGUAGUCAUAUGUUCUUUUCUGACGUUUUAUGUAUGCACUUAAACAUUUAUAAAACAAAGUCUAACCAAGUAAAAGAUUGAUUGUUUAAACUAAAAACUAGAUCAAGUUAUAGUUCAAUCCCAACUAAAAG